Messenger RNA from Diversispora eburnea, 978 nucleotides. Lineage: Eukaryota; Fungi; Glomeromycota; Glomeromycetes; Diversisporales; Diversisporaceae. The record is from the annotation of a GenBank genome assembly.
AUGAAAAAAUCAAUUAAUGUUCAAGAAACUUCAGAUGUUCGACUCUCAAUUGAUAUAUUAAAACUUGAAAAAUAUUUACAAGCCAAUUUACAAAAUUUAAAAUUACCAUUGGAAGUUCGACAAUUUAAAUUUGGACAGAGUAAUCCAACUUAUCUCUUAAUUGAUGCAAAUAAAAACCAUUAUGUAUUAAGAAAGAAACCACCAGGGCAACUUUUAUCAACUACAGCUCAUGCAGUGGAAAGAGAAUUUCGAAUAUUGGAUGCAUUAAGUAAAGGAAAUACUCAAAUUCCAGUUCCUAAGGUUUAUUUGUUAUGUAGAGUUUUUGAAGAUAUAAGACUUUUAUCACUUCCCCGCGAAGUUCGAAAUCAAUGUUGGUAUUUAGCAAUUGAAACGUUAGCCAAACUUCAUAAAGUAGAUUAUAUAUCCAUAGGACUUGAAUCUUAUGGAAGAUCCUCCAAAAAUUUUUAUUCAAGACAAAUUAAUUCAUUACUUAAGAUCACAAAAGUUCAAGCACAAGUUAAAGAUGAAAAUGGAAAUCAAGUUGGACCAUUACCUAAACUUGAUGAAAUAAUUGAAUGGUUUAAAAGAAAUGAAAUAAAAGAUGAGACGAGUAUUGUUCAUGGUGAUUAUAGAAUAGAUAAUUUGAUCUUUCAUUCAACAGAAACAAAAGUGAUUGGAAUUAUAGAUUGGGAAUUAUCAACGAUUGGACAUCCAUUAUCGGAUUUAGCAAGCUUAUUAUUAUUAUAUUAUAUUAAAGAUACUGGACCAUUUAUAGGAUUAAGGGAUAUUAAGGAUUUACCUAUUCCAACGGUUAAUGAAUUAAUUAAAUUAUAUUGCGAAAAGUUGGCAGUAAUUGCUCAAGGAUUAACUGCUCGAAUUUUUCGUAAACAAUCAAGUUCCGCUGAAGCUAAAUUAUAUUUAGGAUUAUUUAAACCAAUUAUGUAUCAAGCGUAUGAAUUUCUUAAUUCAAUAUUAUAA